AUGGUAGAAAUAGGUAAGGAGAAUUGUUAUACUCCUAGAACAAUAAAUAAAAGAAAAUCUUAUUCAAUAUUGAGUCCUGUGAAUCAGAAAACAAUCGAUAUCACAACAAACAAGAAUGAAAGAAUCAUUAGUGAAUCAACGGGGCUAGUGAAGUUUUCUCUUUCUCCUAAUAAGAAAGAAGAUGAAAGGAAAGAUCAUAAUACCACACCAACCAAGCUAAAAGGUAAAACAGGAUUACCUGUGUAUGUGCCAAUAAACGAAUCAGUCAUUGAACAAGAUGAAUCGUCGCAAGAAGAAUUAAUGAUCCAAUUUGCUUCCAAGCAGAGAAAGCUAAUUGAGUUGGAAAGACAAGUUGAGGCUACAAAAUUUGAAUUGGCUGAAAUAGCAUCUAAACUUGAGAAAGAUAUUGAACAGCCAAAAAAAGAUACAAAUAUGAGUAACUUCAACAAUUUUAACAACUUGAAUAAUUUGAAGAAAAAGGCGUCCAACAUUUUCCAGAUUAACCAAGGGAUAUCAAAUAGUAAGAUAGAUCGUACAGUAAAUAACUCCAAAUCCCCAAACGCACUUCCACCUAUUAACUCGGUCAAAUCCAUAAAUAAUUUCAGUAAUUACUUAACCAGGGUGCAAGGCCAAAUAAGUCAUACUCAAUUAAAUGCACCGGUGCUAAAAAACUUCGUUAAAGAUGUAAGGAAUAAAAUUGAAAUUAACGACAAUGAGAAGCUCAAAACAUUUUUGGCUACGCAACAAAAUGAGUUUGAUGAGUUUACUACUAAAACUUCUAAGUUUGUAAACGGGUUAUUUAACAAUAUAUCUUCCAAAGCGGAUGCAGAAAAAGAAGAUAUGGCAAACAGUUCGUUUAAUUUCGAGGCAAUGGAAGAUUUUAAUAAUAAAAGUAUCUUAGAUGCUAAUGUUUCACUAAGUGAAGAAGAAAAUAUUACGUUCGAAGAUGACAUAGUAGAUAUAGACGAUUACAAUAGCAGCUUCGAAGAAGAAGCAACAAAUAAAUAG
Debaryomyces hansenii CBS767 is the source of this 1008-nucleotide messenger RNA. RefSeq lists its product as uncharacterized. NCBI's taxonomy places the organism in Eukaryota, Fungi, Ascomycota, Pichiomycetes, Serinales, Debaryomycetaceae. The coding region runs from base 1 to 1008 and encodes 335 amino acids. The record is from RefSeq and is a predicted model, not a curated record. The transcript has a single exon.